This is a messenger RNA of Rhizophagus irregularis DAOM 181602=DAOM 197198, 1140 nucleotides long. RefSeq lists its product as uncharacterized. The record is from RefSeq and is a predicted model, not a curated record. Lineage: Eukaryota; Fungi; Glomeromycota; Glomeromycetes; Glomerales; Glomeraceae.
GGUCCGAUUAGAAUGAAGGCUAACUACCUAAAGCUAGUAAAUCAUUAUACCACGUCUUUGUUACCUAACCCGAAUACCUAGAUAAUUUCAUUGAAUUAACUGAGAAUUAAAAUGUUUUUAGCUCUGGUUUUUAUUGAAAAAGCGCAAUAUAAUGUGAAUACUACGACUAAUGUUAAUGCUACUAACGUUGAUAACACAGAAUUUACAAUUUUAGAGAAAUACUGGGCUCAAUCUGGAAUUGUUACUUGGGUUACUAUUUCCUUUAUAUUGUUACAAAUAUUUGCUAUAACUUUUAAAGCUUGCAAAAAAUCUUGCUGUCAAAGAAACGAACAACAUGAUAAAACUACUUGCAAAUUAAAUUUUCUUCCAUGGUGGGUGACAACAAUAAGUAAAUUAGCUCUUGCUAUAAUACAAAAUGUUGUUAUAAUCAACGUUAUCGGUUACGAUAAAUAUAAAUCUAUGCCUUGUCCAUUAAUGUGUGGUAAAGAAGUAUGCCAAGGAGAAUAUGGUAUAACCUUAGGAUUUUGGUUAUUGUUAGUACUUUUUAAAACUACGAUUCAGGAUUUUGGAUGUAAAGAUGAAACUGAAAAUAAAACUAUAAAAUAUAUAAAAAUAUUUGUUAACGUACUUUCUCCACUUGUUGAUAUGGCAGCUAAAAUUUUGGUGAUUUUUUGGCCAUUUUUAAAAUGUCAACCCGAUUUUAAAGAAAUUAAUCAUUGGGAAGUAUAUGGUGCUUCAUUAAUUACUGCAGUAGGCUUUUUAUCAACACCACUUAUACUUCAAUAUUGCCAAAAAUUAAGAUUCAUAUUUAUUAUAGCAACACUUUUUUUCUCUUUAGUUGGUACAUAUUUAGUUGCUACUAGAGCUCCUUCAUUGCCAAUUUUUGGUAAUAAUAUUGGUAUAGUAACAGGAGUAGCAACUGUAUUAAUGUCACUGAUAAACGUUUCUGAAAGUUGCCAAAAAAUUCCUGAUAACAAUCAAAAUUUGGGUGAAUGCUAAAUAGAGCCAGGACUGAGUAUAGAAUUUCACUAACAGAAGAGGAUCCAGCCGAAUUGCGUAAAAAUGUGAGAGGAUCUUGGGGAUUAUAGUGGGUUUAUUAAAGGAUAGGGCGUCAGUUAGUGAUGAACUCGCGACUAAGAA